GCCUGUGCCUCAUCACAACAAAUGAGUACAUUGCCGUAAACGCAGCGCCGGCGGACCACGGUUUUGAGUGAUUUUCUAAGAAAUAAACAAAAAUGAGACUGGUUGUAGUGUUAGCGGUGGUGUUAUCAGUUUCAACUGCAGCGGAUUUUGAAUCAGAACAUGGAUCAAGGCAAAAGCGACAAGACGAUAGAUGGAUAUGGGGACCAUUUAACGAUGCACCAGUUGUAAGAGCUCAGUCAGAACAAAUAACUGCUACAGAAGCACCUGCUCCUGCAAAAUCAAAUCCCUGUGACCCGUUUAAUCCUGUCAAACCUGACUUUAGAGCUCCUGGACGAAGAAAAUCUGACGUCAAAUGUUUCGAAUACAUUUGGGAGAUGAAACGUCGAAAUGAUCAACAAGAAAGUCACAAAAAAUGCCAAGAGUACCUCGUAGAGUCGGGGAAGCUUCCUUUCUUCAAACAUCUCGUGAUUGGAGGCAAAGAAACUUUGCCUGGAGAAUAUCCUCACAUGGGUGCCAUUGGCUGGAAGGCCAGCAUUGGGACGUGGAUCUUCAAAUGUGGGGGGUCUCUCAUCAGUGAGAAGUUUAUUCUGACUGCAGGCCAUUGCUCCAAAGCGUCUUCGAGGGACACCAGCAUAGCCGACGUCGACCCCAAGAUCGUGAGGCUUGGGGACAAGAACAUUCUGGAUAUUAGCUACAACAACCUCGGACCAAGAGACUACAACAUCUCCCGGGUGAUAGUUCAUCCUCUAUACAAACCGCCGAAGAAGUACAACGACAUAGCUCUGAUCGAAUUAGCAACUCCCGUGGACUUCGACAAGUUCACCCAGCCUGCUUGUCUAUGGGGAAGACCAGAUCUUCAAGGAAUCAAUUCUGCUUUUGUGACUGGAUGGGGCGUUGUUGAAACAGCUGGUAAAACUACAUCUCCUGAACUGCAAGCAGCCUCAGUGGACUUGGUGGACUCCCAACAGUGCGACUCUCUGCUCCGGCCUUCCUGCAACAGACACUGGUGCGGUAUCCAGAAUCACCAGAUAUGCGCUGGGAAGCUGACUGGGGGAGUCGAUGCCUGUCAGGGAGAUUCCGGCGGUCCUCUUCAGUUGAAAGUCUCUCUUCCCAUCAAUGAUCAAGGCUCCAUGAACCAAGUGAUAGGCGUGACGUCAUUCGGGAUAGGCUGUGGUCUUCCCAACUUGCCCGGAAUCUACACGAAGGUCUCCAGCUUUAUCGACUGGAUUGAGAACAUCGUGUGGCCGUAACGAAUUGACAUUUGAAGUAGUUUUUAUUGUUAUGUUGUAUAGUUGGAAAUAAUGGAAAUUAGUUAACGAUGUGAUGAAAAUAGCAAUUUUAAUUCAACCAUUGGAGUAUUUCAUAGCUUGGCUCCAAUCAGUAAAAGUUGUGGAUUGUUGUGUUAUGUUAGAAAAACAGGUCAAUUCCGAGCUGGACUCAUAUGAAUCAAGUUUAGGUUUACCAAUAAAAUGACAGUAACAUAUAGCAUUAAAAUUAUUAUUUUUGUAUUUUUUAAAUGUG
Messenger RNA from Ostrinia furnacalis (Asian corn borer), 1521 nucleotides. RefSeq names its product serine protease Hayan-like. Gene Ontology annotation, biological process: proteolysis; acrosome reaction. NCBI's taxonomy places the organism in Eukaryota, Metazoa, Arthropoda, Insecta, Lepidoptera, Crambidae. The record is from RefSeq and is a predicted model, not a curated record. The coding region runs from base 93 to 1250 and encodes 385 amino acids. Gene Ontology annotation, molecular function: serine-type endopeptidase activity. The transcript is spliced from 10 exons.